CACAUCAAAUUUAUCUCCUUACCUUCUCUGCAUUAACAAAAUGAAGUUUUUGAGAUUUUUGCUUUCUUUCUUUAUAAAGUUUCUUCUAUUGAAUCAUUCCCUUUCUCAUUUUCCUUUGAUUUCAGGUCAAAGGACUAACCACGAAGACUUUCUCAGGUGUCUCACUCACCGAAUAAACGACGACGAAUCAAGAAUCAUACACACAUCAAAAGAUCCUUCCUUUUUCUCAAUCUUGAAUUCUUCCAUACAAAAUCCAAGAUUCUCUGUUCUUGAAACACCUAAACCGGUCUCAAUCAUCACUCCGGUUCAAGCCACCGAUGUUCAAUCUACGAUUAGAUGCGCACGGCUUCACGGUAUCCACAUCAGGACUAGGAGUGGUGGUCAUGACUACGAGGGCUUUUCUUACAUGGCCAAAAGUAGACCGUUCGUUGUCCUUGAUUUGAGAAAUCUCCGGUCUAUAACAUUAGAUGUUGAUAACCGGACCGGUUGGGUUCAAUCCGGAGCUACAAUUGGGGAAUUGUACUACAAGAUUGGGAAAUUGAACAAAUCUUUAGCCUUUCCGGCCGGUCUUUACCCAACGGUUGGCAUCGGAGGGCAAUUCGGAGGUGGAGGGUAUGGAACGUUGAUGAGAAAAUACGGUUUAUCGGCGGAUAAUGUAAUUGACGCACAUAUUGUUGACGCGAAUGGAAGCUUUCUUGACCGACAAGGCAUGGGUGAGGAUUUCUUUUGGGCUAUUCGCGGAGGCGGAGGAUCAAGUUUUUGUGUUGUUCUAUCAUGGAAGAUUAGAUUGCUCGAUGUUCCAUCGGUAGUAACGGUCUUUAACGUCGUGAAAACAUCGGAAAAGGAUGCUGUCUCGAUCAUCAACAAGUGGCAGUAUAUUGCGGAUAAGGUUCCGAAUGAUCUUUUCAUCAGAGCUAUGUUGCAGAAGGAAACCGAGGUUUAUGCUUCGUUUCCGGGACUCUAUCUCGGUCCGGUAAGCGAUCUAUUAGCGUUAAUGAAAGAGAAGUUUCCGGAAUUAGGUCUUGAGAUAAGAGAUUGUAGAGAAAUGAGUUGGAUUGACUCUGUUCUCUGGUUUGUUAAAGAAGAAUCAAUGGAAACUCUUGCGAAACGAAAACGAACCUCGAGAUCUUUCAAAGGAAAAGAUGAUUUUGUCGAAGAACCGAUACCUAAACCCGCGAUUCGGUAUCUCUGGAAACGAUUCGAGGCGCCAGAGGCUCGGCUUGCAAAGAUCAUACUCACUCCAUUUGGUGGCAAAAUGAAUGAAAUUGCGGAAUAUGAAACACCAUUCCCACAUAGAGAGGGGAAUCUUUAUGAGAUUCAAUAUUUGGCUUAUUGGAGUGAAGAAGAAGAUAAGAACAAGACUAAUACAGAGAAGUAUUUGAGAUGGGUGGAGAGUGUAUACGAAUUUAUGACUCCUUAUGUUUCGAAAUCUCCAAGAAGAGCUUAUGUUAACUUUAGAGACAUUGAUUUGGGAAUGUAUCUUGGUAUGAAUAUGAAGACAAAGUACGAGGAAGCAAAGAUUUGGGGAGUGAAGUAUUUCAAGAACAAUUUCGAUAGAUUGGUGAGAGUGAAAACAAAUGUUGAUCCAAUGGAUUUCUUUUGUGAUGAACAGAGUAUUCCAAUUAUGAACUCUGUUAAUGAUAUUUGAAAUUUUCAAAUUUGUUUCCUUUGCAUAAUUAAUGGGCUUUUUCUCU
Arabidopsis arenosa is the source of this 1694-nucleotide messenger RNA. The record is from the annotation of a GenBank genome assembly. NCBI's taxonomy places the organism in Eukaryota, Viridiplantae, Streptophyta, Magnoliopsida, Brassicales, Brassicaceae.